Molecule: messenger RNA, 954 nt
Organism: Fraxinus pennsylvanica
Lineage: Eukaryota; Viridiplantae; Streptophyta; Magnoliopsida; Lamiales; Oleaceae
Source: the annotation of a GenBank genome assembly
AUGGGUUGUGUUUCAUCGACACUGCUAAACCACGAUGACGAUUUCUCCCAAAUCGGUCGCUCAACAGCUUUCAGUCACCACAUCGUGUCCCUUACCUCCACUACUUACGGUCUCUUGACCCUCGACCCGCCUAAGUCCGACACAGACCACGAUUCUGCUACUGCCACUGUCGAUCCUACUCCUAUCCCACCUCCGCGUUUCACACUUGAAACCAUUAAUUCAAGGGACCUCAUGUCUGGCCUUGAUUCCGAUCGCAUUCCCAGCUUCCGUUUUUCCACUUUACCAUUUCAUCCGGUUUCUGAUCAUACCGAGUUCUGGCGAGGAAAUGAGGAAAAUUUCAAUCCGAAUGUUGUUAUUAAGUCCUCCAACGAUAUCAAUGUUAGGAGAAAGUAUUCUUUUUCUGAUGAUUUUAAUUAUAGUCAUUUGCUCGAGGGAUUUGAAAAGACUUGCCCGCCAAAUGGGGAAAAUAAAGUGGUGAUCUAUACGACGACGUUGAGGGGUGUCAGGAAGACUUUUGAAGAUUGCAAUGCUGUUAGAUCGGCAAUUGAGGGGGUUGGUGUUGUGGUUUGUGAGAGGGAUAUUUCCAUGGACAGGGGCUUCAGGGAUGAAUUGAGGGAGCUGAUGAAGGGGAAGGAGAAGAGUGAGUUGAUACCCCCAAGAGUGUUUGUGAAAGGGAAGUACAUAGGCGGAAUUGAUGAGGUGAUGAAAAUAGUGGACGAUGGGUCUUUAGGAGAGUUACUUCAGGGAUUGCCUAAAACGAGAUGCGGAUAUGUGUGUGAGGGGUGUGCUGGUGUAAGGUUCUUGCCGUGCUUUAGGUGUAAUGGGAGUUGUAAGAUGGUUGUGGCGAUCAACCAAGGAGCAGACGUGGAUGGGAAACAAGGGAAGAAGACCAUGGUGUUAAGGUGUAGUGAUUGUAAUGAAAAUGGAUUGGUACUCUGCCCUAUUUGUAUCUGA